CGGCCCGUCGUGCCGCUCGGGGGGCCGGGCCGCUGCCGUGGGUGCCGCCAUGUACCGCCUGUGCCGCCUGUCCUCCCCGCUGUCCUCCCCGCUGUCCUCCGCGCUGUCCCCUCUGCUGUCCCCUCCGCUGUCCCCUCCGCUGUCCCCACCGCGCUGCCCCGCCCGGGCCGCGCUCCCGCCGGGGCCGGGCCCGCUCCGCGCCAGCACCAAGGAUGCAGCUGAACCCCUCAAAAAUACAGCAACUGAUCCCAGUGCUGAAAACAAGAAACUCAACAAAUCCCAGCAGCUGAAACAAAUUUUUAAAGAAUAUGGUGCUGUAGGGGUUUCCUUCCAUGUUGGAAUUUCCUUAGUAUCUCUGGGAAUCUUCUACCUGGCUGUGUCAAGCGGUGUGGACAUGAGCGCCGUUCUGUUCAAGCUGGGUUUCAGCGAGGCCUCUCUGCAGUCCAGGAUGGCAGCUGGCACCAGCACCUUCGUGCUGGCCUAUGCUGUGCACAAGCUCUUCGCCCCCGUGCGCAUCAGCAUCACCGUGGUGGCCGUGCCCUUCCUGGUCCGCUACUGCCGCAAGGUCGGCUUCUUCAAACCCCCCGCCUCCAGCCCCUGAGCCCUUCCUGCCUCGGGCUUCUCCAGUGCUCCACGACUGCCUCCUCUUCAGGUGCAAAGUUUCUUUCAAAGACUUCUUUGGGUUCAGGUUGAUCUCGUCUUGCUUGUUCUGUCAGGUAAAUGGCACUGUGAAAAGUGCUGUACUUGUCGCCUUUCCCUUUUGCCACUUAGGAAAAAACUGUUUAAAUGGGAUCUGGUUUGCACUUCAAGUGGGAAUAUUAGUCCUUGACCAUGAGCAGAGUUUUGUCUCAUUAUAAUUCAGCUUUUUGAGCCUUUUUUCUUUUUUUUUUUAACAAAACCAUAGCAUUCAUUUAUUACUGUGUAGCUGAGAAACUGUGAGAAUCUCUUCCCAGCAGAAUAAACAGUAUCUCACUAUACAUAGGUAGUUUCCUUGGUAAGGGUAGGUAUGGAGUAUAAGGUGGCAGGCAGGUGGGCGUUUCUUUGCUAGAAGAGGCUUUUAUUGUAGCCCUUCUUGCAGUACAAAACAGGCACUGAACCCACUCAGUGGGACUACCACCCCUGUGAUUAAUUAUUUUAAUUAUAAUUAUCAUAAUUGGUUUAGUCACAAUAGGUGAAGCACUGUUCUGAAAGUAUGUGUAGUGCUUCCAUAGCCCAAGAUUUUAUUGUUUGAAAACGUGCUGGCUCGGAGCCAGUCUUGGUGAAGUCCUCUUGUUUUUUAAAUGGCUUUAGACUCAGAAGAUAUCCUGAGUCUACUGCAAUCAGUGCAGCCAGAAUUACCUAUGUGAACAUCCUCCAAACAGCAUCAAGGCAGAGGGAAGCUGGGGGGGGGUUUAGUAUUUUGAGGGCUGGCUUUCUACUGGAAACUUUUUUUAAUCUUAAAACUAGCCCCAGCAGCUUUCUGCUCCCAAGGGUGAAACUCAAAUCUGUACCUGAAGUCCAAACAUUCCAAUUUCCAGCUUCCCAGAAUUCCUGUGCUUUGGGCUGAGGCUGGUGAAUGUAGCAGUCAGGGAGUUUUGCCUUUCCUUAGGGGGACUCCGUGGUGUUAAACUAUGUUUACAGAUGUGGACAUCCACAUUCCAUCUUCCAGUUAACCUGAACACUGAUCCCAAAACAGAUAAAUUAGUGUCACACUGGGGUAAGCCUGGGUUUGGGGCUCACGACUUUGCUGCUGAGUUUGAGCUGGGGCUGUUUUUGGGACCUGCUGGCUGCUCUUUUCUAAAUUCUUUGUGCAUGCACUUACCCCAAGGUGGCUCUGACAGAUCUGUUCAUACAGAACUCUCAUUUAAGUGAAACAGCAGGAAAAUACAUUGAGGCUUUUGCUUUUUGCUAAAAUUUAGUGACUAGAGAAGAAGGAAGCAUGGAGAUUUGAUGAGAAGUGGCUGAGAGAGGAAAGGAGGAGCAAAGUUCUGGUCGUGAGCAGCCUCUUGCCUCCCCUCAGCCAGAACACUGAAUUGCACCUUAAGUCCUUCCCCCCACAGAAAGCCACAGGUUUCACCUGCACCAAGGGUAAAAAUUCUAAAUUAUCCCUUGUUUACUUCAGUUGGAAUAACUUCUGAGCAGAAUAUUUUGUCUUGUGAUAAAGAAGGAAUAUUUCAAGUUCCUUUUUCAAAACCAUAGAUAAAGGUGAAAUCAUUUUAAAUAAAUGUACCUGAAAGUCAGUAGAAGGCACCAGCACUAAACUAGAGAGUUUUUUUGCUGUAAAGAAACAGCUUCAUACAAGUUAUGGCCAGAAUUCUAAUUACUUACAUGGUUGUAUAAACUACUGGCAAUUUAUUUAGAUGAAAAUUUUUUGGCAAAGUAUAUUUUAAAUUAAUUUGAGAAUAUAUUUUGAAUUCUGGAAUCCUUGCUUGUAGAAGGAUCAUUUUUAAAAAUUGUUUGUAAAAGAGCAAAAGGUCAUAUACUGCAAAGACAAUAAAUGGCUUUCUCUUA
Molecule: messenger RNA, 2490 nt
Organism: Cinclus cinclus
Lineage: Eukaryota; Metazoa; Chordata; Aves; Passeriformes; Cinclidae
Gene: MIMS2
Product: family with sequence similarity 210 member B
Exons: 3
Coding region: 50-601 (183 amino acids)
Cellular component (GO): mitochondrion
Source: RefSeq, a predicted model, not a curated record